This is a messenger RNA of Oreochromis aureus, 1638 nucleotides long. RefSeq lists its product as uncharacterized. NCBI's taxonomy places the organism in Eukaryota, Metazoa, Chordata, Actinopteri, Cichliformes, Cichlidae. The coding region runs from base 653 to 1309 and encodes 218 amino acids. The record is from RefSeq and is a predicted model, not a curated record. The transcript has 4 exons.
UUGGCCCACUCAUUCGACUGUGGACGAUGAGGUUCGAGAGGAAGCUUUCAUAUUUCAAAAGAUAUGUGAGAAGGACACAAAAUUUAAAAAAUGUAUGUCACACACUUGCAAAGAACCAUCAGCUACUGCAGGCGUACCUACAUUCUGGCUCCUUUUUUGCACCCUUAUUGGUGGUUAAGAACUCCACUCCUUUCCAUGCUGAAUUGUAUAGUGAAGCAGUGCGCUUUGCAGUCGGACAUACUUUAGUCAAAGAACCCAAUGUUUUGUCAACUACUGAGGUGCAGUGGAAAGGCACAAAGUACAAAAAGGGACUCUUUCUGUGUCUAAACCAAGGUGAGGCACUUGAAUUCGGACAGAUCGAGCUCAUUUUGGUGAAGCAGGACCAGCAUGUUUAUUUUAUUGUUACACUUCAUGAUGUGUCCUAUAUGCCAGAAUUUGUAUUGUAUGAAGUGAAACAAGCAAGGCAGAGCAUGAGGUGCUGGAAACCUGGGCUGAGACUAGAUUAUUAUCCUUUACCUGUGUACAAGCUGUGUGGGACAAGAGUAAUUUCAUUUAAGCAUAGCAUUCUUGACUCAGAGUAAAGAUCGAGUUUUUGACAUUUUACACUCAUGCUUCAAAAACCAGUCUCUCAUCCCUUCUAGUCCUCCUAGUCAUGGAUACAGAAAGUCCGCUUCUGUCCUUCAUCAAGUCAAGUCUACCAAAACUGAAAGACCUUGAGCCUUUGCUUGAGCUUCUACAAGAUUUAGGAGUUGAGGGACUGGAGGACCUGAGCUAUCUGCAGGAAAGUGAACGCCUACCUGUCCUGCGGCCAGCUGAAGUCAGAAAACUUCUCUCACAGCUUAAAAAGACAAGCCAUCAAGGUGUGUUUCACAGUCCUCCAAGCAACCAACAGUUCAGCAGAGCUAGUACCAGUACAAGUCCAGUAACACGGUCUGACGAGAUGCUCAUGUCUGGUGAUCCAGGUCUCCACUUCAUCAGACAUAACCUAGACUCAGAGCUGGAUGAGGUGAGGACAAACAGCAGCCUAUUCGACGAAGAUGAUGGAUCCAUGGGGUCAGGAAAGCCAGAAGCAGGGGAGCUGGAGAGGUACCUUUCAUGUCCAUUCACUGGAGGUGUGGAUAUAUUGCAUGGCUUUCCUCACAUAAAGAAGCUGUCGAUCAAAAUCAAUACAGCUCUUCCUGCAUCUGGAGCUUGUGAAGGACUUCUUAGUCAUGCAGGACUCCUGGUUACUGCUAAACAGUUACAGCUUCACAGCAAGAACCUUGAGAGCAAACUGCUGCUAAAGCUUAACCAUCACCUCACUGAGUGAAGAAAUGGCACAUUUUUGCUAAUUAUGCAAAAAUAGAUGCACACCCAUACAACUUAUGGUAAACUGAGCUGCCUUGUAUGUACUUAUGUUGAAGAUGCCUCGUUCUAAUGUUUUCUCUGAGGCUGCUGUGCCAUUUGGAGCAAACAUGAAUAUAAAGUUUACAGCAUAUCUUGUCACUGGAAAUUGUUUGCACUGUUUAUAUAUUUAUAUUAUUUACUGUAGGUAUUGGUGAAAAAAGCUUUAUGUUGUGAAAAACUGAAAUCUGGAAAUUAGAAUUGUUGUGCCUUAUUUUGUUGAUGUUUUUACAUACAGGGAGUGCAGAAUUAUUA